AUGCGAUGCGCGAGCAAGGCCGCCGAGAGCGCGUCCGCACGUCUCUGUGCGGACGCCGAAGCAGAAACCACAGCAACUGAUGUCUCAUCGGUUGCUGAAGCGACUCAUCCUUUGUCACUUGGUGAUGCAGGCGCUGGUCAUGAAGACACUCGUGUCUUCACAGAGUACGAGCUCGGUGUCUCGUACUCUCCUGAUACGGAUGACGGAUCCGUAUCGACGGCGAUCGAAUCUAAGCCGCCUGCCAAGCGUGGCAUGGACGAUGCUUUGCGUCGCAGCAUCUUUGGUUCAUCUGAUGAAUCAGAUGAACCAUCGCCGAAGCGAAGGCGCUCGAGGUCGCGAGACUCGGGCGCUAACAGUGGUGUCGGUUCUCCUAUGGACACCACUUCGCAACGAGGUGCCAGUACUUCUGUCGGCACGUCGCAGGAAGAGCGGGACCGCAAUGUCUUGCGUCUCGCUCCUGAGAAGAAGGCAUGGAUGCCUCCAAAAUCCGUCAUGGAUCACUUGUCGGCGACGACGAGUGAUCGUUAUCGAACACGAUUGUUCGAUUCGUCAAGGAUCCAUCACCUUGACCCCAGCGCGAAAAACUAUCGCGCUGAAACGAAUUCUUCAUCGAUGCUUUCUUUAAGCAUCGAUGGUACAGUGGGAAUCACAAGCGUGAUGGUCCCUCACUACUUUAAGCGUGGAACGCCUACAUUCAUAAAAAAAUCGAGGAUGUAG
Peronospora matthiolae is the source of this 717-nucleotide messenger RNA. The record is from the annotation of a GenBank genome assembly. NCBI's taxonomy places the organism in Eukaryota, Oomycota, Peronosporomycetes, Peronosporales, Peronosporaceae.